AUGAGGACCAUUUUGCAUUUUUGCUCGUCUUUGCUUGUGCGUUUUCAGCCAUUGUGCAUGUCCCAUACUGUGCAAGACUUUAGGAAAACCCAGUUGCACAUCUGGCCAAAAGGACAGAAAACAAAACAGGAAACAAAGCACGCCUGCCCCCUUCCAUACUUUAUGUUUCCGUCACGAACAUGUUUCCAGGCCAGUGCGCAGUUCAAACUGCUCUUCCGCUCGUCCAUGUCUCGAAUUGCGUCUCAGGCAAUGAUACUUACUGCUGGAUGUGAAAAUGCCAGCGAUAACCUCCAUGGCAUGACUCUUUCCUCUGUAUGUUCGCUUUCGGUUUUCCCAAGACCUUUACUUCAGUUCAAUUUGCAUCUUCCCAGUUACACCGCUUCGUCUUUGCAUUCUAAUGGCGGAUACCUUUGCCUCCAUGUGAUGCCUCCAACGGAAAAGGCUGUCUUUUUAAGUAGAAUAUUUGCCAGCGGCGUGAAAACAGAUCCCGAGCACUUUGAGUCCAAAGGAGACGAUGGAGAGGUUUUUCACGAAAUGACAACGCCCUUUUCGCAUCUUCUGCCCACCGAGUACUACUUUCACCAAAUCAAAGAUCGCAAGGCAAAUGAGAGUCUUAAAGUACCUGUCCUUAAAGAGCUGGAAGUAGCCUUCAUUUGCCAAAAGGAAAAAGUCGUUGAAAUCGAUAAUCACGAAAUAUGGGUCGUUGGUGUCACCGAUAUUCUCUUACCCAACUCCGCAUUUGCUAACAGCAAAACUGGUGGCCUACUAUAUUUUGACAGAGGAUUCCAUGAGGUUGGGCCGCCACUAAGAGAAACGUAG
This is a messenger RNA of Clavispora lusitaniae ATCC 42720, 819 nucleotides long. RefSeq lists its product as uncharacterized. Gene Ontology annotation, molecular function: riboflavin reductase (NADPH) activity; FMN binding. NCBI's taxonomy places the organism in Eukaryota, Fungi, Ascomycota, Pichiomycetes, Serinales, Metschnikowiaceae. The record is from RefSeq and is a predicted model, not a curated record.